Molecule: messenger RNA, 1401 nt
Organism: Mesocestoides corti
Lineage: Eukaryota; Metazoa; Platyhelminthes; Cestoda; Cyclophyllidea; Mesocestoididae
Source: the annotation of a GenBank genome assembly
AUGACUUGGAACCAAAGUUUUAAAUUAGAACGCAUAUGUUGCGUUGGUGCGGGCUAUGUUGGUACACCUACUUCAGCUGUAAUCGCUUUGAAAUGUCCUGAGGUCCAGGUGACUGUUGUUGAUUCGAAUGCGGAUCGUAUUGCUGCCUGGAACACUGACGUCCUUCCCAUUAAAGAACCAGGUCUUUUGGACGUAGUCAAAGCCUGUAGGGGGAAAAAUCUACAUUUUUCUACUGACGUCACUUUGCAUGCCAGUGAGGCUGACAUUAUUUUUAUCUGCGUUAACACACCAACAAAGAAUUACGGUAUUGGCAUCGGACGUGCUGCGGACUUAACCACCCUUGAGGCGGCUGCUCGAACGUUGGCCGCUUGUUUUACAACCUCGAAAGUGGUUGUCGAAAAAAGCACGGUCCCAGUCCGUUCAGCUGCUAGAGUGGCAGAACUCCUAAAUCUCCAAUCACCCAAGCAUCUGGAGCAUACCGUUCUAUCAAAUCCCGAGUUUCUUGCUGAGGGUACUGCUAUCAAGGACCUACUCUAUCCAGAUCGAAUUCUAAUUGGGGGAGAUGAGAAUUCUCCCGCUAGUCGUCGUGGCCUUGAGAUGCUCACUUGGGUGUACAAGCACUGGAUUCCUGAGGACAGAAUUCUCCUCACAUCAGUUUGGUCGUCAGAACUUUCGAAACUUGCAGCUAACGCUUUCUUAGCACAGCGUAUCAGCAGCAUAAACGCGGUUUCAGCUAUUUGUGAGGCCACUGGCGCCGAUGUCCGUGAGGUUUCGAUGGCAAUCAGUCAGGAUUCUCGAAUCGGUCCAUAUUUCCUCCAGGCCAGUCUCGGUUUUGGUGGCAGCUGUUUCCGAAAAGACAUUCUCAACCUAACCUACAUUUGUGAGUCCUUGAAUCUCCCAGAGGUGGCCUCAUAUUGGAACAUGGUUCUCCGAAUAAACGACCACCAGAUGGAAAGAUUUUCACGAUCCAUACUGCGCUCCAUGUUCAACAACCUGCGUGACAAAAGAAUUGCCAUUUUGGGUUUUGCAUUUAAAAAAGACACAGGUGAUACAAGGGAGAGCGCUGCGAUCAGGGUGUGUUCAAUCCUCCUUUCUGAAUGCGCUUAUCUUGCCAUUUUCGAUCCCCAAGUCAAGGAUGACCAGAUCAUUGCUGAUCUUAGUGAAUUUUCAGAUUCCGGUGUAGUUCGCGCCAAUGUCACAAUUUGUCGAAGUGCAACGGAAGCCGCGUGUUUGGAUUAUCGGGGCCUUUAUGACGUCAUGAGCAAGCCAGCGUGGCUGUUUGACGGUCGCCUAAUAGUCGACCACAAGCAACUCAGAGACAUCGGUUUUAACGUCAAAGCGAUCGGCGUUUACUUGGAAGGUGAGGGUAAACAUCUGCAACACAGGAUUGACUAUCAGUAA